Molecule: messenger RNA, 1296 nt
Organism: Loa loa (African eye worm)
Lineage: Eukaryota; Metazoa; Nematoda; Chromadorea; Rhabditida; Onchocercidae
Product: ShTK domain-containing protein
Exons: 9
Coding region: 1-1296 (431 amino acids)
Molecular function (GO): oxidoreductase activity
Source: RefSeq, a predicted model, not a curated record
AUGGAAUUAUUUCCCUAUAUUGCGACAUAUUUGUUUACUGCUGUGACAUUUGGUCAACAAUUGCAAUUUCUGCAAAAUUGCGAUGAAGCGCCAACACCAGAAGCGCAACGUGUAUGUCGAAUGUUGCAACAAAUGGCUCAUAAAUCAAGGCGUCAAUCGGCAACAAAUCAAAGACUUCCACCAACACCGCCACAUUUUCUUCAACCAGCACCGUUGGAUCCAUAUGCAAGAGGUCAAAUAGCUAGUCAUCCGUAUGAUUGCAUGACGAUUACAUGCUUAUGUCCAUUUUUUCAGGGUUCAAUAGGACCACAGAAUCAAUGUAUACUACCAGAUGGUCAACUUUUGACCAUGGCAUAUCGUAAAGAAUAUCGAAUGCUUAGUGAGGAUGAACGUUUAAGAUUUUUCAAUGCAAUAACAAUGUUAAAACGUAGCGGUGAAUAUGAUCGUAUGAGUUUUGAACAUCAAAUGGUAGGUCAAGGUAGUGGUGCACAUUCAGGACCUGGUUUUUUGCCUUGGCAUCGUGAAUUUUUAAAACGAUCAUUAUUUGCCGGAUCCAAGAGAUUCCAUUUUUUUAGUCCAUAUUUCAUAGGUGAAACGGAUCAAUUUGGUAAUGUAGUUACCGGACCGUUUGCUUAUUGGAAUACUAUCGAUGGUAGAACAGCUAUUAUACGAGCACUUGGUGAAAAAGGGAAAUUAUUUACUGAAUAUGAUAUUGCCGAGAUCUUAUCACAGGUAUCAGUUGAACAAAUUAUGGCUUACACAGCACCAUUGGAUGGUUGUCCAUAUCCACCAGCAUAUUCUGCCAUUGAAUUUACACAUUCAUUUGUCCAUCUUUGGGUUGGUGGACAUAUGGAACCACCGGAACAGUCUUCAAAUGACCCCGUCUUUUAUGGUCUUCAUUCAUUUGUUGAUUUAAUUUGGGAGUUAUGGAGACAAAAUCGACAAUCCCAUUGGGCACGAGAAAAUCAAUAUUCGCAAGAUAUUGAACAAUGCGCCGAUCCACAGCAUUUCAGUUAUGCUAUGAUGCGACCUUUUAAUUUAAUAAAUCGUGACGGUCUAUCAAAUUUGUAUACAGAACAAAUGUAUCGAUUUGCUCCACGACCAGGUUGCAAUUUUGAAAUACCAACUUGUGGAUCACCUUAUCUGUUCUGUGAUACACGAGUUACACCGCAUUGUGUAUCCAAAAUUAAACUUGGCGGUCUUUGUACAGGUUUUGAAGGACUUGAUGCAUGUUUCAAUAGUAUAUGUGUAGCAGGACGAUGUAUACCAGGAGUUACACCAGCUGUAAUAUUUUAA